AUGACUUCCAAAUCCGUACUAACAAAUUCAAAACGUUUAGCUGCAUAUAAAGCGGUGGACAACCAUUUGGAUUCAUCAACAAGAAUUGUUGGCAUCGGGUCAGGGUCAACUGUUGUUUUUGUCAUCGAACGCAUACUACAGCGUGGUGGCUUGAAAGAAGCUGAAAACGAAAAAUUAAAAAAGUUAGAUGUGAAUAAUUGUGUUUUUAUACCAACAAGUUUUCAAAGUAGACAAUUGAUUGUCGACAAUGGACUAAAUUUAGGAGAUGUUGACCAAUACCCUGUUAUUGAUAUCACAAUUGAUGGUGCGGAUGAAGUUGAUGACAAUUUAAACGCAAUUAAAGGAGGUGGUGCGUGCCAUUUGCGCGAAAAGGUUGUAGCUGAAAUAUCAAAGAAAUUUAUUAUUGUGGCUGAUUAUACAAAGGAAUCUAAGGUCUUGGGAGAAAAGUGGACCCAAGGUGUUCCAAUAGAGGUCAUUCCAUUCUGUUACACGUUGGUCUUAUCCUCCCUAAAAAAACUUGGUUGUCCAAGUCCAAAUCUCCGAAUGGCGAAAGCUAAAGCUGGUCCAAUCAUCACAGAUAAUGGCAACUUUGUAAUUGAUGCACAUUUCGGUCCCUUGGAUGGGACUAAGUUAUUUGAUAAUGGUAACAGAAAUACACCUGGUGACAUGAUGAAACAAAUUAAAUUAUUAACUGGGGUGGUGGAAGUGGGCUUAUUUAUUGAUAUGGCCGAAAUUGUAUACAUUGGGUGCGAAGAUGGAAUUAACGUGAAACAUAUAAAAAAAGGCGAAUAG
Molecule: messenger RNA, 792 nt
Organism: Acaulospora morrowiae
Lineage: Eukaryota; Fungi; Glomeromycota; Glomeromycetes; Diversisporales; Acaulosporaceae
Source: the annotation of a GenBank genome assembly